Messenger RNA from Pyrus x bretschneideri (Chinese white pear), 713 nucleotides. Its product is annotated as 3-hexulose-6-phosphate isomerase. Gene Ontology annotation, molecular function: carbohydrate derivative binding; isomerase activity. The transcript has a single exon. The record is from RefSeq and is a predicted model, not a curated record. Gene Ontology annotation, biological process: carbohydrate derivative metabolic process. Bases 16 to 606 code for a protein of 196 amino acids. NCBI's taxonomy places the organism in Eukaryota, Viridiplantae, Streptophyta, Magnoliopsida, Rosales, Rosaceae.
UUGAGACUCAGAGCAAUGGCUUCAGAGCUUGCUUCACAAAUAUGCAGCCACUUAGCCUCCAUCUUCACCAAACCAACCCACCCCCACCCGCCGGUCCUCGACCUUUUGGUCACCGAGCUCUCUUCCACAGCGGCCCGAAAAGGCCGUGUCUUUCUCUACGGGGUGGGCCGAGAGGGCCUAAUGCUGAAGGCGCUGUGUAUGCGUCUUGCCCACUUAGGGCUCUCGGCCCACAUGGUAUUCGACAUGACCACUCCCCCGAUCGCAGUUGCCGAUCUACUCAUAGCCUCAGCCGGUCCGGGUGGAUUUUCUACUGUGGAUGCAAUUUGCUCCGUGGCCCGAUCGAACGGCGGUCGAGUCCUGCUGCUGACGGCGCAGCCGGAGAGUGGAUCGUGUGCGAGGCACGCUAGCGUGGUUGGUUACGUGCCAGCACAGACCAUGGCGGAUGAUGGUGGGGAUGUGAUGAAAUCUCGGCCGUUGCUUCCGAUGGGGAGCGUGUACGAGGGGGCUUUGUUUGUGUUGUUUGAGAUGGUGGUCUAUAAGUUGAGUGAGGUUUUGGGUCAGAGCCCUGAGGAAGCUAUACGAGCUCGCCACGCCAAUCUAGAAUGACCGCGAUUACCUGUUGAAUGUGGGCCCACCAUAGACCGUGAGAUUGAAGAGAUUUUUCAGUGUAACCGGUACAUGUGAUAGUAUAUCACGUAUCAUUAUAUAAAUAG